Molecule: messenger RNA, 3273 nt
Organism: Adineta ricciae
Lineage: Eukaryota; Metazoa; Rotifera; Eurotatoria; Adinetida; Adinetidae
Source: the annotation of a GenBank genome assembly
AUGCAUAAUAAAAGCCAGUUUAUAUUAAAGAUAUGGUUCCAUAUUCUGAGCAUUUACGGCCACAGAACAAAAGGAACAGAAGUACCAUACAAUCAGCCAAAAUUACCUGGUUGCCCACAAUGGGAUUCUCAUGGAAUCACAUUUGCAAAAAAAGAUAUAAUUGGGACUGAGCCACUUGAUAUUUUCGUGGAUAGAAAUAAUACCGUAUUUGCAAUAGAUAUGUCUAACAAAGAGGCUCAUAUAUGGAAUGCAGGCAAUAUUACUCCGACGACACUUAUCUUGGAUAACUAUCUCGAACCUUGGGGUCUGUUUGUGACGAAUAACGGAGAUAUCUAUAUCGGCACUGGUGCUGAUGGUUGUGUGAAGAAAUGGAGGGCAAACAGAAGGAGCGGUACUAUGGUGAUGAAUGUCUCUAGCUAUUGUGCUGGACUGUUUGUGGAUACUGCGAAUUAUCUUUACUGUUCUUUAGGAGAGAAGCAUCAAGUUGUAAAGCAAUCAUUGGUUAACAAUACGAAUACCUUAAUAAUAGUCGCAGGGUCUCAUACUCAGGGAACAGCUGCUAAGAUGCUUCAUGGACCUCGUGGAAUCUUUGUAGACAUCAACUUCGAUCUAUACGUAGCUGAUUGCUUUAAUCACAGAAUUCAACUUUUUAAGUUCGAGAAUCUAAUUGGAACAACGGUAGUAGACAGUGCCAGAGCAUCGAAUAUCAACCUUCGUUAUCCUACAGCUGUAUUGUUGGAUGCCGAUCGUCAUUUAUUCAUUGUUGACAAUGGAAAUCAUCGUAUUGUUAGAUUGCUAUCUACUGGAUUGCAUUGUAUAGCUGGAUGUUCAGGCGUCGUCGGCUCAACAUCUUCUCAUCUACAUUAUCCAUAUGCUGCUGCUUUUGAUAGUCAUGGUAAUAUCUUUGUCGCCGAUCAAAACAAUAAUCGAAUUCAAAAAUUUAUGCUAUUACUAAAUACUUCUAAUUCAAUAGGUCAUUCAGAAAUAGUUAUGGAAUCGAGCUUCUCAUCAGAACUGACAAUAAGUAGUCGAACAUUUAGGCCUAGCGGUUGUGGUACACACAGUUAUUACUAUCAAGCGAUUCAACUGAAUGUGAUUGAGAAUGGUUGUUAUAAUCUUGUGAGCAACAAUACAAUCUCAACGUAUGGCUAUAUCUACAGAGAUGAUUUUAAUCCAUUCAAUCCAGCUGUAAAUUUAUUUUUACAGAAUUAUCAAAGCUAUCAUAAUCAUCAGUUUAAGUUUCAAACUUAUCUUCAGAUCAAUACUACGUACAUACUGGUUGUCUCAACAUCUAAUCCAAAUGUAACAGGAAUGUUUGCGGUGCUUGCAGUCGGUCCACAUCGCAUCAACUUUAACCCUCUCGACACUGAACCAAUUAUUCAAUCAUUAUACCAAUCGAUAUUGACCAUUAAUAGUCACACAUAUAGACGCGAAAGAUGUAAAUCAUCAGACGUCUACUACGAAGCCAUACAGAUCAAUGUGAUCACAUCUGGGUUCUACAGUUUUUCUAGCGAAAGCAAAUUUGAUGCAUAUGGCUCUCUGUAUAAACACUAUUUUGAUCCGUUUGACAUACGUGAGAAUUUUAUCAUUGCAAAUGAUGAUGGAUGUGUCGAUCGUCAGUUUGUAUUCAUUGCCUAUCUCCACUUCAAUACUACUUAUGUAUUGGUCAUGACAACGUUUCAUUCAAGUACAACUGGCAUAUUUUCCAUCAGAGCAUCUGGUGCACACAAAGUCAUCUUUAAUCGUAUAAUGAUUCAAUCAACAUAUGCAUCAGAGUUGAAUGCACAAACUGAAGUAUAUUCUCGUGUUUGUGGACGAACAAGUUACCAUUAUCAAACAAUCGAAGUCAAUGUGCAAGAGAGUGGUGCCUAUAGUUUUGAUAGCAACAGCACCAUUGUGAUGUACGGAUACAUUUACGAGAGCGCUUUUGAUCCAUUUAACCCAACUGAAAAUGUACUCUCACAGAGUGGAUACGAUUGUGAUGGAUAUCACUUCCACUUUGCAACUUAUCUUCGUGCUAAUACCAUAUAUAUACUGCUUAUGACAACGUUUCACCCAGAUAUUCGAGGAUCGUUUUCAGUGCUUGUUUCUGGCCCAAAUAACAUUAGUCUCAAUCGCAUUAACAAAAGGUAUACCAAUUGUGUUAUUGGUGAUCGGUGUAACUUUUACACUAAAGGUAUCGGCUUAACGCUUGAUGAUAUUUUACGCAAUGAAUUUCAGUCUGAUACAACGUUGUAUCAUCAAUCCGUGUUAGUAAAAACCAGCGCUGCUCUAACAAUAAUUAUGUUCAUUGGUGGUUUCAUUAGUGCUAUCCUUUCAUUUUUAACAUUUCUGAAUAAAGAUCUGCGCAAAGUUGGUUGUGGAAUAUAUUUAAUUGCAUCAUCGGUCACUUCUCUUCUUACAAUAUCUCUGUUUACAGUCAAAUUUUGGUUUCUUCUUCUUACUGAAACAACUAAGCUGGUUAAUCUUUCUACUUAUUGGGGAGGCUGUAUGUUUAUUGAGCCGUUCCUUAAAAUUUGCGUAUAUCUAAACGCAUGGGUAAAUGCUUGCGUGGCUGUGGAACGAGCUAUCAACGUAUCGAAAGGAAUCAGAUUUGAUAAAAAGAAAAGUGCAUACAUAGCUCGAUGGAUAUUGGUCAUUUUACCACUCGUGGUUAUCGGUACAAUCGUCCACGAACCUAUGUAUCGUAAUUUAUUCGAAUACACGAGCGAAGUAUACAAGUUGGCGGAAUAUGAAGAGCCAGAGAACUCUACAAAAGGAACAGCCGAAUCACUGGAAAAGGAGCCAGAGAUCAGUGGUAAAGGAAUAAAUGAGUCAAUUGUUUACGAAACUGAAAAGCAUGUUUUAUGCGUUACCAAUUAUUCUCAUACUCUACAAAAUUACAAUACGUUCAUCCUGUUCUUUCAUCUCCUCAUUCCAUUCAUGGCCAAUCUUUUCUCAGCAUUGUGCAUCAUCUUUGGCAUUGCUCGGCAGCAAUCGGUCAUUCGAAAUGGACAAACUUACAGACAACAUCUUUUCGAACAGUUCAACGAGCAUAAACAACUGAUUAUUAGUCCCGUAAUUUUACUUAUACUAUCAUCACCCCGGCUUAUUAUUUCAUUGAUAUCAGGAUGCGUAAAUGCCUCUAGCAAUCCAUGGUUAUAUAUUGUCGCUUACUUUAUUUCAUUUACUCCGUCGAUAUUGGUCUUUGUUGUAUUUGUUCUCCCUUCAGAAUUGUACAUGAAAAGUUUCAAAAAGUUAUUUCAAAAUUUUCGUCCACAAGUCCAUCAGUAA